AUGAGAGGGCUGGACAAAGGACCCAAUUACACCGAGAAGACGCCACCGGGGAGAAACAAUGAGAGCUACGGGGACUCGCCUCCUUUGGCUUGUCCCCUUGCCCCCUCCCUGUGGCUGGGAGCCCUGUACAUCUUGUACAUCAACGCAGACCAUUUUGACGGAUGGAAGCACAGUGGAUCCCUUGGCUCUGGAGGACUCUGCUACAUGAAGGCCAAAUAG
This is a messenger RNA of Rangifer tarandus platyrhynchus (Svalbard reindeer), 219 nucleotides long. The record is from the annotation of a GenBank genome assembly. Lineage: Eukaryota; Metazoa; Chordata; Mammalia; Artiodactyla; Cervidae.